AUGGCUUUAUCAAAAUUUCCUGAUCUGAAAUUUGACCUAAUAUUUAAGAAAAUCUUUGGCACUGAAAAGAAUAAGAAGAUUCUUAUUCGCUUUCUCAAUGAUAUUUUAGGAUUCACUGAAAUAAAUGCUAUACAAGCGGUAGAAUUCUUAAGCGCUAUAAUCGAUCCUGAUAUUACCUCUGACAAACAAAGCAUAGUUGAUGUUUUCGCAAGGAUGCCACUGGAACCAGACACAGCUUGCAAAGAAGACUGUACACGUUUUACACAAGCAAUAUUCAGCUGGGUAGAGCGUUACCCUUCAGAGGUAGGAGAUGUCGGCAAGGGUGCAGCAGGAGAGUCAUCGAUGGAGGAGCAUGUGGCAGGGAUGGGUAAUGGCACUGUAACAGGCGCAGCGCUCGGUAAUUGCAAGAGCAACAAGAGAGGCAAGAGCUGGAGUUAA
Messenger RNA from Brugia malayi, 438 nucleotides. RefSeq lists its product as uncharacterized. The transcript is spliced from 2 exons. The record is from RefSeq and is a predicted model, not a curated record. The coding region runs from base 1 to 438 and encodes 145 amino acids. NCBI's taxonomy places the organism in Eukaryota, Metazoa, Nematoda, Chromadorea, Rhabditida, Onchocercidae.